GAGAGGUUCUCGUCCAGUGAACAUGGGCUUCAGUGAUGACUUCGGCGGUGGAGGCCUGGACGACCAGAGUUUCACACAGAACUGCACACCUCCAGCGAUCGACGAUUUCCCAAAAGACCUGUUCACCGAAAGACAGAGGCAAGAUGGAGCCGUCGUCCUCCAUGUUAUUGCGUCCCUCUACCUGUUCGUCGCUCUUGCGGUUGUCUGCGACAAGUACUUCGUUCCCGCCGUAGAAAGGAUCUGCCAAGCUCUGAACAUGUCUAAUGACGUGGCGGGAGCAACAUUUAUGGCGGCCGCGACGUCGGCGCCCGAACUGUUCGUGAACGUGAUUGGUACGUUCAUCACAGAAGGAGAUAUUGGGGUCGGCACUAUCGUCGGCAGCGCCGUCUUCAACAUCCUGGCCGUCGCAGCGUGCUGUGGCAUUGGCGCCGGUAUUGUGGUGCCGCUGGACUGGUGGCCCCUCACGAGGGACUGUCUGGCCUAUGGAGUCACGGUCUCGCUCAUGAUUUGCAUCAUUCACGACGAAAGGGUCGAGUGGUACGAAGCCCUGACCCUAGUGCUGCUCUACAUCGUGUACACCGCAGUAAUGUAUUGGGACAAGUCCAUCCAGCGGUGUGCCAGGCGUCAGCUGAGAGAUGGAGCCAACAGAAAACCAUCGGCAGAUCCUUGUUCUGUUGAGGCUGGUGAGGCACAAAUGCCGUUACAACAGCAAAAUAGUGAAGAUGUGACAACACAGCAGCAACAGCAAAAUGGCAGCGUUAAAGGUGCUUCAGCUUUGAUGGUGGAACCACAGAUUGUGCUUGCAGUACAGCUGGAUAAUGACUCUGGCUCUGGAAUUCUGUCAUCAUCAUCAAUGUUCCACUGGCCCCAUGGAAAGGAGAAGUGGCGUCAGUUGAUAUGGUUGCUUGUUUGGCCAAUUCAUCUUGUGUUCCUUGUUACCAUACCAGAUUGUGAGAAACCACGUUUCAAACGUUGGUUUCCACUUACCUUCCUGAUGUGCAUUGUUUGGAUUGGAAGCCUAUCUUAUGUUGUAGCAUGGAUGAUCACUAUUAUUGGCGACACACUAAAAAUUCCAGAUUCAGUUAUGGGUAUCACAUUCCUGGCAGCAGGGACCAGUGUCCCAGAAGCAGUCUCUAGUGUGAUUGUGGCUAAACAGGGGCAUGGGUCUAUGGGAAUUAGCAAUUCCAUUGGCUCAAAUACAUUUGACAUCUUGCUGUGUCUGGGACUGCCAUGGCUCAUUAAAGCUUCAUUUUUGCCUACCACCGAAGGACAACACUUCGUAGGGAUCAAUUCACGGGGACUCGAAUAUAGUGCCAUAUCUUUAUUGUCAACUCUACUACUGUUGUAUGCCACCUUUUCGUGCAACAAGUUCCAACUGGACCGCAAGGUGGGCCAGGCCUGCCUGAUUAUGUAUGGAAUGUUUCUUGUGCUUGCAUCCCUUAUUGAACUCAAUGUUUUCUUUAUGGUGAACCUGCCAACAUGUGGACGGUGAACAUCUGUAAAGUGAGAGAUGUGUUGUGGUGACAUUUAAUGACAAGAGAGAACAGCUGAAUCUGAUGUUUGACCUUGGGAUUCAGCAUGCUCUUUAAAGAUACAUCUGUUUCCUCCCUGUAAAAUUGCAAUCAACUGAAAAUUAUCUGACAGCAGGAGCACAAACAUCCUACAAAAAGCCAAAAACAUUACCAUAAUUUUAAUUCUCAUGCUUUAACUCCAUGAAUUCAAGCAAUCAGAUAUAUGGAAACCAAACUUCAUGAUUAAAAUCCACUACAGCAACUUCAACUUCAUGAAACGAACCUAAUGAGAUAAGACACCAAUUUUACAAGUCCAGCUCAGUGAGAUAACCUCAACACCAUUAAUCCAAAUCGCAGAGAAAUUCUGAACUUCAUGAAUCAAAACUGACUGUGCUACCCUCAGUUUAAUGAAUUCAGCCCAUUAAAUUAUUUCUUAACUAAAUGAACUGAAUUCACUAAGACAGCUUCAUCCUUUUAAAUUCAACAUAAUAAGACAGCGCUCAACUUCAUUUGUCCAUGUCAUUGAAAUACUGAAUAAAAUGAAGUAAUGAAUACAACACUGUGACAGUCUCAGCUUCAUGAAUUCAGCUCACUAGGACUUUAUGAAUUCAGCCACCUGACAUAGCCCUCAACUUCACUAAUCCAUCUUCCUUGGGUACUUCCAUCCUCAUGAAUUUAACUAACUAGCAUAACCUCAUGUAUACAAAUCUAUAUCAUUGAAACAAUUCUUGACUUAUGAAAUUAAAUCCAUCAUUACAGCUACAUUCAACUUUAUGAAUCCUACCCACUGAGUAACGCUUAACUACCUAAUUCCAACUAAUUGAAAUAACCUGAACUUCAUGUGAUGAACAAUUUGAGAUAGUUCUUAACUUCAGGAAUUUCGUCCAUUUAUGCCUCAAAAUUUUUUAAUCAGUUCAUUCAGUCGACCCCUAAGUCCAUGGAUCCAAAUCAGAGAUAGCUCUUAAUUUUAUGAAUUCAGCCUAUUUAUAUAGCUCUGGACUUUAUGAAUUGAAAUCAGUGAGAUAGAUCAAACCAUGACCUUCAUGGCUUCAAUCCACUGAGAGGGUUCAAAUUCAGAAUUAAACUUGCUAUGGUAAUCCUCAACACAAUGAGGAGGCCCUCACCUUUAUGAAUUUACCAUUCAUGAAAACAUUACAAAACUCAACUUUCUGCUUCCAAUUUACUAGGAUAGCCUCAACCGUAUGAGCAAAAAAUAUGUCAGACAUGUAGUAUGACAGCAAUUUGUUUUUAUGGUUCAAGGAAAGUUACAUAUGAUUGACAGCGACAGAGUAGAGGAGAGAUCUGUGCGGUCUUUUCUUUCAAGUACUUCAUCAAGCUAUACAGGAAUUAUAUGAAGAGCACUUCCUUGCCAUCUCACUAGAAGAAUAAAGGAUUUAGAACUUCAGUUUUGUUUAAAUGCAGUCUUUUUUAAACCAAUCCUGAAUGUAUUUGACACUGUGCAAAUUUUUAAUAUGUGUGGUUUAGUAUGGAGACUAAGUUCCCUUUAUUUAAAGAAAUUACAUUUUAAUUAUGAUGCAUCUUGAAGUGACCCAGGCUUGCAAUAUUUUUAUAUACUUUGGCUACGUUUAUAAGUCAUAUUAAAUUAAAUAGCACCAUGGUGCUGAGAGGUGGGUUUAAAUUUGAUAUCAUAGGAUAGACCCAUAACAAGACAAGCAUUCUGCAGAACAUUACUGUGAGCACUUCCUUAAUUUAUAUUUCCAAUUGGACUGAAUAUAUGGUAAGUAUCUUGGUAGGACACAAUGGCCUGAGUUACACACUUCAGAAAUAUUACUUUGGAAUGGAAAGAAAAGUUUUAAGAUACUUCUGCAGGAUUUUAAUUGAGCUCAAGAUGUAUACAAAAACCCAAAAAUGGACAGACAUAUGUGGUUUUGUGUGCUACCAGAUGAAAAAAAUAUAUUUUAAACUAACAUUAGGUGUGUUUGGUAAACAGCUAACAUAAUAAGCAAAUUACUGAAUGUCCUUUCAAAUCUUAUGUGUAUGACAGGUGAAUCUGAAGUCAGCAUUGCAACUUAAUUCCUUAUUUGCCUCCAUCCUGAGUGCACUGUAUAUUUUGUUCAGAGAGGACUGAAAGUGUCUGGGGAAUUGUCUAAGGGAACUGAAUGAGUUAUUCUGCACUUACCAAAUACUGAAAUGUUCUGAGAACAAAUUGAAACAAAAUUUUGGCACUUGUUUAUGGAUACAUGGAUGAUAUAAUCGCACUAUACUCAGCAACUUUAUCUGAAUGAGAAAGUGUACAUGUGACAUAAAUGUUAAUACAAAGUUUUUAGUAUUGAAAUUAGGAGAAAUGUUGUAAAAUGAUAUUCUACAUUGUGACUUUGAGUCUCAGAGUUUAUGGAAUAAUAGACAUUUGCAAUUAUAAUCCAGUAUUAAAAUAAUGACAUAAUAAUUUACUGUAUUACAAAGUAGAGAUCAGAGCAGACACUCAUUGUGUUUUUCUUUAAGAAUAUGGAACUCUGGUACAGUUCUCCAAACCUUACAGUUUAUUUAUAAUCCAAGAAUAUUUUAUCUCCCAUAAUUGCCUUGAAAUAAAAUGUGAAACCUUUUGCCACUACAAAUUCUAAUCUAAAGAAGGCUCCUCAAACCCAUAGUUGAAUUUUUAUAAUUAUGAAUAAUCAAUGUAACAAACACAGUAACUGAAAAUGUUUGUUAAAAAUCAACUCAGAAAAUUUAUGACCAUGUUAAACCCAUUUUAUCCCUAUAAUAAGCUUAUAUCAUGGACAGAGGAAAAGACUAAGGACCAGUAAGUCAGUAGUAUUUUUAAAGGUGGUACUUUACAGAUAGUUUCAGGCCAUGCCUUUCAGAGUAGAGCACAAAGGAUUAACUGAAUUAGAGUUAACUCCCCCUUAACUAAUGUAGAAAGUGACGUUUUUAGGGAAGUUAGUUGAAAACACAAUUAAGAUGUUCAGUGUAAAAUUUGAGAUUUUCACACUGGUGACUAUGAAGAAUGUUGUCUUCUGGGAUGUGG
This is a messenger RNA of Cryptotermes secundus, 4497 nucleotides long. It is a transcript of the gene zyd, whose product is annotated as sodium/potassium/calcium exchanger 3. The record is from RefSeq and is a predicted model, not a curated record. Gene Ontology annotation, molecular function: calcium channel activity; calcium, potassium:sodium antiporter activity. NCBI's taxonomy places the organism in Eukaryota, Metazoa, Arthropoda, Insecta, Blattodea, Kalotermitidae. Gene Ontology annotation, biological process: calcium ion transmembrane transport; intracellular calcium ion homeostasis. Bases 23 to 1492 code for a protein of 489 amino acids. The transcript is spliced from 9 exons. Gene Ontology annotation, cellular component: membrane.